AUGGAUGCUCACAUUGAAAAUAGGACUUAUAUUCCAGCAUCGGUAGGGCAGAACGGCAAAUGUCAUGAUGAUCAGGAAGGCUCAAGCUCAGAAGUUGCCCUCACAGUGGAAGUCUGCCAGUAUGCUACCUCGUCAGCUGAUCCAAUUCAGAUAGCUGAUCAUGUAAGACAAUAUCUCAGCAAUCGCAGCUUUGUCUACCAAGAUGAGGUCAUUCCAGUCUCUGAGGAGGACCAAUACCUACAAAGUCAUGUGGAGUCGAUCAGACUUUGCGACUGUGAAACAGACAGAGAAACAGCGCUGGGAACUCGCCUUCUAUUCUGGCAGGUGCAUCUGAACGUGCAUGUAUUUCAGCUGAGUGAGGAGGGACCAGCAGAUGAUGAUGAGACAGAAGACAACGUGUCAGUCUACAGAGAAUGGAUGCUGCCAGCCCGGGAGUUUCACAACCUGUGGGAUAGCCUCCUAUAUGAAGAGGAUAUCAAGGGGCGUCUGCUCCAUUAUGCUUCAACGGCUUUGCUGUUUGGUGAGAGAGGUGUGGACAGCCACCUGGUGUCCUUCAACCGCACGGUGUUGCUGCAUGGGCCACCUGGCACCGGGAAGACCACGCUUUGCAAAGCCUUGGCACAGAAGCUAGCUGUGCGCUUCAGCAGAAGGUGGUUCUCCCAGGGGCAGCUCAUUGAAGUCAAUGCGCACAGUCUGUUCAGCAAGUGGUUCAGCGAGAGCGGAAAGCUGGUGUCAAAGCUCUUCUCCAAGAUCAUGGAGCUGGUGGAGGAGGAGGACAGUCUGGUGUGUGUGCUGCUUGAUGAGGUGGAGUCUCUCACGCGCGCUCGCAGCGCCUCUGUCUCUGGAUCUGAGCCAGCCGACGCCAUCAGGGCCGUCAACGCACUGCUGACCCAGCUGGAUGCGCUCAAGGCCUACCCAAACGUCCUAGUGCUGACCACAUCAAACAUCACGGAGGCCAUAGACCUGGCCUUUGUGGACCGCGCAGACAUCAAAGCAUAUGUGGGACCUCCCGGCGCCCAGGCCCGGUACGAGAUCUUGAGAUCCUGCGUGCUGGAGCUGCAUCGUGUGGGCAUCCUGGCCAAGGACCAGGCGCAGCAGGAUGCAAGCACUGCCCUGCUGGAAGCGGCUGCCGCAUGCGCUGGGUUCUCAGGGCGCAUGCUGCGGAAGCUGCCCUUCCUGGCGCAUGCGAGGGGAUGCUCGCUCAGCAGAGGGCGCACUCUAUCCUGCCAGGCAUUUGCAUGCCAGCUCAGACAGGCAUCUGAGCUGGAGGCGCAUGACAGAGGCCUCAUGAAGUGA
Messenger RNA from Coccomyxa subellipsoidea C-169, 1296 nucleotides. Its product is annotated as AAA-domain-containing protein. The record is from RefSeq and is a predicted model, not a curated record. Gene Ontology annotation, molecular function: ATP hydrolysis activity; ATP binding. NCBI's taxonomy places the organism in Eukaryota, Viridiplantae, Chlorophyta, Trebouxiophyceae, Coccomyxaceae. The coding region runs from base 1 to 1296 and encodes 431 amino acids. The transcript is spliced from 8 exons. Gene Ontology annotation, cellular component: nucleus; chromosome. Gene Ontology annotation, biological process: reciprocal meiotic recombination; meiotic recombination checkpoint signaling.